AUGUCUAGUGUUCAUUCAUCGACGGUUUUAGCGGAGACGAUUUCAUGGUAUUGUGCAUUGUUCUUGGCAAUUAUGUUGGUGUUGAACUGCUGUGAAUCAAGUGGAAGUGAUCAUGAAUUCAUAGUGCAAAUGCAAGGUGGGAAUUAUAAGAAAAUGGCAUGUGAUGAAAUAUAUGUAGUGAAAGAAGGAGAAACAUUGCAUACAAUAAGUGAAAAAUGUGGUGAUCCUUUUAUUGUUGAAGAGAAUCCACAUAUUCAUGAUCCUGAUGAUGUUUUCCCUGGCUUAGUUAUCAAGAUUACUCCUUACAAGAUUCACUAG
This is a messenger RNA of Solanum dulcamara, 318 nucleotides long. RefSeq lists its product as uncharacterized. Bases 1 to 318 code for a protein of 105 amino acids. NCBI's taxonomy places the organism in Eukaryota, Viridiplantae, Streptophyta, Magnoliopsida, Solanales, Solanaceae. The transcript has a single exon. The record is from RefSeq and is a predicted model, not a curated record.